AUGGCCCUUGCACGCUUUCUUUGGUCACAAGCUUCUACGAUUGCUAGGGUGCUCCUAUACCUUCCGGCGAUAUCGACAUCACCUGAACCCACACCUGACGAGAUCGCACAGUUCACCCCAGCGGAAGCAGACUCCAUCAACAAAGGUGUCUUCAAUCCGGACGGAUCUCGGAUCCCACCCAAUUUCGACCACCAUGUGGAUGAUUGUCUUUAUGUUGAUGUCGCAAAGACACUGAGACAGACCAUAGCUUCCAGUGUUUUGGCUCUGUAUCUGAUCCUCGGUUUCCCUGAUGCUGGAAAGGGGAUUCGAGAUUGGGUGUCAUGGGAGAAGUUCACUACUACUUUCUCUCAUCGUCGACACUGCCUUGGCUGGUUGAUUGAUUCCCGCGCCCUUACGGUGAGCCUACCAUCGGAGAAAAGGGAUCGUAUCAUCCAACGGCUUCGGACCUUUCUACAGAAACAUCGUCUGACCCUUCAAGAAAUCGCAGAACUCCUCGGUCUGCUUUCGAACGCAACGACAGAGGACAUUCCCACCCUGUUGGGCAAUGGCGCUUCCAUUGAUUAG
Messenger RNA from Cylindrotheca closterium, 564 nucleotides. NCBI's taxonomy places the organism in Eukaryota, Bacillariophyta, Bacillariophyceae, Bacillariales, Bacillariaceae. The record is from the annotation of a GenBank genome assembly.